AUGUCAAGCUUCCUGCACAAAGCCGAAGACGCCCUGCAUCUGCAUCACAACAAACACCCCUCCCAGGCCCACGACCACCACCACGACCACCACCACGCCCAAGCACCCGAGCAGCCACAGCAACACCACCACCACCACCACCCACAACAACAACCCCACGACCCCAGGGCCCCUGCGCCGCCAGCCGUAGCCCACGAAGGCACCCACCACGACCACAGCCACCACGGCAAACGCGAGUCCCACCACCCUAGCCCCGCCGAGAUCGCCCGCGCGGAUUUCAUGGCCGACCGGCAGUACGACCGGAUCUUGAAGUCGCCCGAUCACGGCGCGGGGAUCGGGUUUGAGAUGUGAGAAUCCGGUCAGAAAGAGAUGUCGGAGGAUUGGUCAUCGGCGAUGAAAGCGAGUCUUUGAGUGUGGAAAUAUGAAUAAUGGAUAAUGAAUGGAAUUUGUUUCUUUGUGCUGUGAUUGUAUGCCCGGGUCUUGGCGGGGAUGGGGAUUGGUUAGUAAUCACUUUAUUAGGGACAAGCUCCGCCAAGUCGGGUUUGCUUGGGCAGUCGGUAGGGAUGGUGGGGUGCAUGCAUUGCAUUGUUGGCUUUGCUGUAGGGAUGGCGUAGGGUAAGUGUUGAUUUUUGGAAUGUUGCUAGGUUAGAUAGAUGAGGUGCGUGG
Aspergillus aculeatinus CBS 121060 is the source of this 666-nucleotide messenger RNA. RefSeq lists its product as uncharacterized. The record is from RefSeq and is a predicted model, not a curated record. Bases 1 to 351 code for a protein of 116 amino acids. NCBI's taxonomy places the organism in Eukaryota, Fungi, Ascomycota, Eurotiomycetes, Eurotiales, Aspergillaceae. The transcript has 2 exons.